AACUGAGUACUGUAAAACCCAAUAAGUUAAGGCAACUCAAACUAUGUGAGUUAUUAAAUUUAUCUCAAAAAGAACUUUCAUGACAUUAUGUUUGUGAGUUUUUACAGGUUUUGCAGAUCCAUUAAAAACAAAUAAUUGUUGCAUUAGUGGAUUUUGGACUUAAAGUUGAGAAAGAGACUUCAUUUUAUUUAUUUUUUAAUUUGUUUUAUUUAUUUGUUUGUUUAUUAGUUAUCUCUCUUUAGCAUUGAAUGUUUUAACUUUGAACACAUUUUGACAAGCGUCUAUAAUUUAGGUCCAAGUAGUGGGAUGCAGAACCGGUUAGUUAUAACCUCAGUUUUUGUUUAUUGAAUUUCUGUCCUUUGAUAUGUGAUGUAGUGAAUUAGAAUGAUUUUAUAAAGUGACAGGUGACAUAGUUUAAAUAUAAAAUGUUUAGUUUUUUUCCUUUUCUGUUCUACCUGUAAAUUAGUUCUUGGUUUAUAUGUAAAUAUUUGAUUGAAAACAUUUUACCACUGGAUUGCAUUGCUUUAUCACCAGUAUUUGUUUGUAAAAUUGUUGAUUUAAAAAAAUAAUAAUAUUCACAAUGGCAUCUGUAAACCUUUUUACAAAUAUGGUUUACGUUCCCUUCCAAAAGAGAUGUACAUGUUUUUAAUAAAAUCUGUAUAAUAGAAAUCUGUUUUGUUGUUGUAGACGUAAUUGGAUAACCUUUAAAGGUUGUUAAAAACCUUUCACAGGUACAGCUAUGAUUAUAGUUUUAGUGCAGUACUAAUAUUGCAAUAUUACUAUAGCAAAACCAUGUUUUUGGUGUGUACUGUACUUUUAAAAACCAUAAUAAUAAACCAUAGAUUAAUAAAAGGACUAAGCUGAAAAGAAAAUGAAUGGAUGGAAGGAUGAAUGAACCAUAUAAAACGCAGAGGAGUGAUAACAACGCCAUCUACGGUCACAGACUUCAAUGGUCACGGAAUGGCGUAACACCGGACAUGACAUUAUUUGACAUUCGAUAGUAGUUAUAGGCAGUGUGCAGACGUUUACAGUACAAAGCCAUCAUGAUCUUAGAAUGGAUCUUAUAUAUAAUUUUUUACCUGCUCUCUGCUGUUUUUACUGCAUUUCUUGCGUAUUGUCUGUACAUUCAUUAUGUACAUCAGAAAUAUGAUCAUAUACCUGGACCUCCAAGAGACAAUUUUCUGUUCGGACAUUCACCAUCUCUUACUAAAUCGAUGUAUGCCGACGACAGCCUUAUACAUGACUUGUUUCUUCAAUGGGCAGAAAAAUAUGGCCCAGUUUACAGAAUCAACAGUUUGCAUUAUAUCGCAAUAGUGGUUCACUGCCCUGAGGCUACGAAGACAAUCUUGAUGUCACCCAAGUAUACCAAGGAUCCAUUUGUCUACAGACGCCUAUUUAACUUGUUUGGGAAAAGGUUCUUGGGAUAUGGGCUAAUUACAGCUGUGGACCAUGACAUCUGGUACAGGCAGCGUCGCAUCAUGGAUCCAGCCUUCAGCAGCUCAUACUUACGAAGCUUGAUAAGCACUUUUGACGAGAUGUCAGAACGCCUGAUGGACAAGCUGGAGGAAAUGGCCAACAACAAAACCCCUGCCGUCAUGCACGACCUGGUCAACUGUGUUACACUUGAUGUCAUUUGCAAGGUGGCUUUUGGUGUUGAUUUAAACUUCUUGGCGCAAAAGGAUAGUCCCUUCCAGAACGCAGUAGAGCUUUGUUUAAAUGGCAUGACCGUAGAUCUCAGGGACCCAUUUUUUAGGCUUUUUCCCAAAAAUUGGAAGCUUAUACACCAAAUCAGAGAUGCAGCUGAACUCUUGCGUAAAACGGGAGAGAAAUGGAUACAAAACAGGAAGACAGCAGUGAAAAAUGGAGAGGACGUCCCCAAAGACAUUCUCACACAAAUCCUCAAAUCAGCAGAGGAAGAAAAUGUUAAUAACACAGAUGAUCUUGAGCAGAUGUUGGACAAUUUUGUGACUUUCUUUAUAGCUGGCCAAGAGACAACAGCCAAUCAGCUCUCAUUUGCAAUCAUGGCAUUAGGGAGAAAUCCAGAGAUAUACAAGCGAGCUAAAGCAGAGGUGGAUGAAGUCCUCGGAACCAAAAGAGAAAUUUCAAAUGAAGACCUUGGAAAGUUUACUUACUUGUCUCAGGUGUUAAAGGAAACCCUGCGUCUGUACCCCACUGCGCCAGGAACCAAUCGCUGGCUUCAUGAGGACAUGGUCAUAAACGGCAUUAAAAUCCCUGGAGGCUGUUCUGUUAUGUUCAGCUCGUAUGUCUCCCAAAGACUGGAAAAGUUUUUCAAAGAUCCGUUGAAGUUUGAUCCAGAGAGGUUUGAUGUGAAUGCCCCAAAGCCUUAUUACUGCUACUUCCCAUUUGCACUUGGUCCACGAACCUGUCUAGGGCAGGUCUUCUCACAGAUGGAGGCAAAAGUUGUGCUUGCCAAACUGCUCCAGAGAUUUGAGUUCAGUCUGGUCCCUGGACAGUCUUUCGACAUUAAAGACACGGGAACUCUACGGCCCAAGAGCGGAGUGAUCUGCAACAUCAAGCAGUGCUCAUAGGACAUGUUUAAAUCUCUAAUGACAGCUCUUCUGAAAUAAAUCCUCUUAUAUUAGCCAAACAUUAAUCAGAGAACAGAAGUUGAGCAAUCACCGAUUAUGAUCCAUCAAUUGAUUACAAUGAAAAUACAUUAACUCACAGUACAUUAAUUAAUAUUAAGUGUGCUUCACAGUAUUCACUGCAUUAAAUGUGCUUCACACUGGUGAGUGGUCUGACAAACCACCUGUAGAAACAUAUCAUCUCUUUCUCAUUAAUCAAAACAAUAAACAUUCCCACUCCUUACUCUAGCACAAAAUUUUCUGAGUACAGUUUCUUUGUAUAACCAGUACUUCUUGCGUGUAUUGCCUCUUGUUAAAUCACUGAAUUCCUCCUCAGUUUUAGGUCGAUAUGGAUUAAAAUGAUAAUUAAAAGAUGCAUUAAAAACAUUUAUAAGCA
Molecule: messenger RNA, 2982 nt
Organism: Danio rerio (zebrafish)
Lineage: Eukaryota; Metazoa; Chordata; Actinopteri; Cypriniformes; Danionidae
Source: RefSeq, a predicted model, not a curated record